AUGGCAACGGAGGAGCCGCAGCUGGGCUCCAUCCAGGACCGCAUCGCCGCCCUGAAACAGGCACAGCAGGCCCAUCCUGCGCCCGGCCCUGGAGCACCGAUCUUCCGGCCUGCCACCACCGAGCGAAGCAGAUCGGCCAACAACCCGCCCGCAUACAACGUGGCCGGCUCGGUGCUAGAUCAGCCAUCUGUCGGAAAUCAACCUGCUGCCGCACAGGCACCAUGGCCACUCCUGCCGCCGCCCUCGAUCACGAGAUCCGCGAAUUCCCCGACGCCGGACCUGAAGCCUAAGAAGCCCCCGCCGCCCUUGCCGACACGCAAAUCUGGGACUGAACCCCCUCCAGCUCCUGCUCGUCCAUCGUCUCGUCCCGCGCUGCCCGUGCGCCGUCCUACGGACCAACACCGGAGACCGUCGUUCGAGUCGAUAACUUCUGAUACAUCCUUAUCAACGGUAUCGACAGUCGGGCGCGGGGCAUCAACAACUUCUGUUAACUCGACUGCUGGUGGAAGUCGAGUCAAGGCUCCGGCAUGGGGAGAGUCUGCGUUGCCGCCACUGCCUCCCAAGCGGGAAAAGACACAGGACAACAAUGGCUUUAUCAUGCCCCCUCCAGCGAAGCCCAAGAGCAAGUCUAGUCUCAGUAGCCUCAGCAGCAGUCUAAGCUCAAAAUUGAGCUUGCCUUCCAGCAAACAAGCAGAAGCCAGAGAGUCUUCUCCGGCUCGUCCCCGUCUUCCCUCUCGCCCGUCUCAAGACCCCCCACAGAGCGAAGAAGCCCCCGCGCCUCGACUGCCGCCACGUCCUUCACCUGCAGGGGAAAUGCAAAGAGCAAACGGAGGAACGGAUGACGCAAGACCUAGUUUACCGGCCCGAAGACUUCCUCCACCGUCUCAAGCCAGUAUCAAGGAUAUCCGUCAGUCUGGGUUCAACAAUCCGAGGCCGCCACCGAGACCGAACAGCACGCCUUCAAAUGGAGCGCCACCACCUAUACCUCAUUCUACGCGCCCAGAUCUUUCCAAGAUCCAAGGAACAAAGCCACGGUCUCACGGUUCAAUUCCAUCAUCCACAGCAAGCCCGCCAGUUGCUGCCGCGUCCUCAGAGACGGAAUGUCUAUUGUGCCGGGACUUCACAGGCCCAGAUGAACAUGCAGCUCAGUACCCGCGCCAAUCUCUUCCGACGCAGGAUCUGGCGUGGCUAGCAAACGAACUGACUGCGCCAUUCCCAUCCUUGACCGACAAGGCCAGAGCGAUAUUUACCUGGCUACACCACAACAUUGCGUACGACGUGGAUUCCUUUUUUAACAACUGCGUAAAACGCCAAACACCGGCCGAGACUCUGGCCAAGGGGCUGGCAGUUUGCGAAGGCUAUGCAGGGCUGUUCGCUACACUAGCUACCAAUGCAGGGCUAGAAGCCAUAGUCGUCUCCGGACACGGAAAGGGGUUCGGCCAUACCGCCCUUGCACCGGGUUCUUCGCUUCCGCCGUUCGAGGGCAACCACGCCUGGAACGCCGUCAAGAUCGACGGGGGUAAAUGGAAGCUGCUGGACUCUUGCUGGGGCGCCGGCGCCAUUUCGGGCAAAGGCAAGCCAUUCACGAAACGAUUCGAGCCAGCUAUGUUCUACAUAACGAACGACGAAUUCGGACAGCGACAUUUCCCCUCGAACAAAGACCAUUUCUUCCGCGAUGAUGGGCGUCCCAGCAUUAGCUGGGAGGAAUACAUUACCUCCAACCACGAAAACCCAGACGGCGUCGAGCCCCUCCUCAUCUACAGCACAGCCGCAAAAGAAACCAUCGGCCGACGCACCUUCCGUCCUGCAGGCCGUCAGAUCUCCAUAUCCAACACCCAAAGUCCCAUCCGCUUCCAAUUCGGUCUCCUCUGCCCACACUGGACCCUCGCCCACCACACCCGCCUCAUACCGAACUUAUACAUGCUAAUGAUCCAUGGCGUAGAUGGACGCAAGGACGAAAGCCUGCCGUUCACGCACGUCCCGGGGUCGGGCCCCGCAGGCGGCGGCGAGUACUGGUACGUCGAUGUUCCGGAUGCGCGCAUGCUCGGCGCGCCGGGCCAGAAGCUGCAGCUGGCUUUUUUGACUAAGCUUGGGAAUAACGAUAAUGCCCGUGGAGUCUCGGCCGAGGAAUACCUGUCCUCUGUCGGGAGGACUUCUAUGGGGUGGUCAUUUAUCGCUGAGUGGGAUCUUGUUAGGUAG
Molecule: messenger RNA, 2199 nt
Organism: Penicillium lagena
Lineage: Eukaryota; Fungi; Ascomycota; Eurotiomycetes; Eurotiales; Aspergillaceae
Exons: 1
Coding region: 1-2199 (732 amino acids)
Source: RefSeq, a predicted model, not a curated record